AUGUUUACUAAAGAGAUGAAAGAGUUCCCUUAUAAACUCUCGGCCUCGGGAUGGGACUUGGGCUAUAUUAAGAAGCUACCUGCUACUGGAUUUAGUGGCAUAAAUAACUCUCAGUAUUAUAUGAAUGCGCUUGUACUGGAUAACUUAAUGUGGCCUGAAAAUUCAGUUACCCUCCUGUCUGUAUAA
This is a messenger RNA of Clonostachys solani, 186 nucleotides long. The record is from the annotation of a GenBank genome assembly. Lineage: Eukaryota; Fungi; Ascomycota; Sordariomycetes; Hypocreales; Bionectriaceae.